CGCUGCAUUCGCUUCCAUUAUAGGAAUUUUGCGCAAAACUAAUUUAACAGUAGGUGAUUUUGACGACAGUUUGUAAAACAAUGACCAGUGAGUGAGCCAGUGUGCGAGAAUGUUUAUUAAAUCCAUCAUAAUAGACGGCUUCAAGUCGUACGGCAAACGUACGGAGAUCCAUGGAUUUGAUCCGGAGUUCAAUGCCAUCACCGGUCUGAACGGAACCGGUAAGAGCAACAUUCUGGACUCGAUCUGCUUUGUGCUGGGCAUUUCCAAUCUGGUUCACGUCCGAGCAACGUCCCUCCAGGAACUGGUGUACAAAAGUGGUCAAGCGGGUGUGACAAAGGCAACGGUUACGCUCGUGUUCGACAACACAGACAAGGACCAGUGUCCGCUGGGCUACGAGAAGUGCAACGAAAUUUCCAUCACGCGUCAAAUCGUCGUGGGCGGGAAAAACAAGUAUCUGAUCAAUGGCAAGACGGUCCAGAAUAAGAAAGUGCAGGAUCUGUUCUGCUCGGUUCAGCUGAACGUGAACAAUCCUAAUUUUCUGAUCAUGCAGGGUCGCAUCACGAAGGUAUUGAACAUGAAACCGCAGGAAAUUCUGUCCAUGAUUGAGGAAGCGGCGGGGACCAGCGUGUACGAGGCCAAGCGGGAACAUUCGAUAAAGUUGAUUGAGAAGAAGGAUGCCAAGCUGAAUGAGUUGUAUACGGUGCUUCGGGAGGAAAUUGAGCCAAAAUUGGAUAAACUCCGCAAAGAGCGAGCUCACUACGUUGAAUAUCAAAAGAUCUGUCGUGACAUCGAAUAUCUUACAAGGCUGUACAUUUCCUUCAAGUACCUUCAGCACGUAAAAGCCGUGGAAAAUUCGGAGAAGGCAAUUGCCGCUUUGAACGGCGUGAUCGAUAGUAAUCGGAAGACAAUUGAAACCAACGUGAUCGAAAGCAAAGAAAUCGAGGCAAGUGCUAAAGCAUUGCAGGAAACGAUCGACACCGAGGGCGGUGGCGUGCUGACCAAACUGGAAGCGGAGCUGAAUGCCGAGAGUAAGAAAGAGGCAACGGCUUCUGCUAAUCGGGAUAGCACCAAGGAAAGCAUUGCGGUUGAACAGAGAAAGCUUAAAAAUUUACAGAAGAGUACCAAGGAUGACGAGGAUGCCUUGCAGAAGAAGGAAGCGGAAAUGCAGCGGACAGGGGACAUGUUUCAAAGUCUGAAAGAUGCUGAUGAGGCGGAUACCAAGGCCUUUGCUGAUGCCCAGAAGCGUUUUGAGGCCGUCAGUGCGGGGUUGUCCACCAACGAAGAUGGGGAAGCUGCUACCUUACAGGAUCAGUUGAUGGCCGCGAAGCAGAAAACGGCUGAAUCGGCAACGGCCAUCAAACAAAGUGAGAUGGAACUGAAGCACUGUCAGCAGCUACUGAAGGAGAAGCAAGGGGAUAUGAACACCAGUGAUGCGGCUUAUUUGGAGGACAAAAAGAAACUGACCAAAACUGAAGGGCAAAUCCAAUCCAUCACGACAGAACUGCAAAAGAUUGACUACGAAGAAGGAUCCAUCGAGAAGCUGCACGAACGGAAGCAAGUUUUAUCGCAUGAAAUUCGUAAUCUUCGCGGGGAGCUUGAUAGGAAAAAUGCCUAUCGUUGGGAGUUUCAGUAUCGCGAUCCGGAACCGAACUUCGACCGUUCGACGGUAAAGGGAAUGGUUGCCAAGCUGGUGACGGUUCGGGACAAGAAAUACGCCCUCAGUUUGGGUACGGCAGCCGGAGGAAGUUUGUACAGUGUGAUUGUCGAUUCGGAUACCACCGGCAAGAAGCUCUUGCAGAAGGGUCAACUGCAGAGCCGUACAACCAUGAUCCCGCUGAAUAAGAUCACCAGCCGUUCGAUCGACAACAAUACCGUUCGGGUGGCCGAAAACUUGGUGGGCAAGGGAUGCGCUGUGACGGCCCUGUCCUGUGUGGACUACGAUCGUCAGCUGGAACCGGCUAUGAAGUUUGUCUUUGGUCAUUCGUUCCUGGCGGAUGACAUGAAUGUGGCCAAGCGGGUGACCUAUCACCGGCAGAUCAUGUGCCGGUCGGUGACGCUGGAUGGCGAUGUGGUGGAUCCCAGCGGAACGUUGUCCGGCGGUGCCAAGCCCAAGGGUGGAACCGUGUUGCUCGAGGUGGAAGAGAUCAAUCAGAUCCAGAAGCUGCUGGCGCAGAAGGAGACCGAGUAUCAGCAUGUUUGCGACGAGAUUAGCAAACUGGAACGCAUUGCCCAUCGUUACAACCAACUGAAGGAGCAGCUGGAUAUGAUGAACUACGAGCUAAAAACGUUGCAGCAGCGUUUGGCCCAGACCAGCUACCAGCAAGCGCAGGCAGAAAUCGAAGAGCUGAAGCAAAAAAUGGAAACUCUGAAGCUGACCAUGGUGGAAGCCCGCCAGGCACAAACGCAGGCAAACGCCAAGGUGAAGGAUCUAACUGCGAUGAUCGCCGACAGCAAAGGUCACCGGGAAAGGGAGCUGAAGGCCGCCGAGGACGACUUGAAACGAGCGAAGAAGAGAAGCGAGGACAGUCGGAAAAAUUGGAAGAAACAUGAACAAGGUUUCGAAACGCUAAAACUGGAAAUCGAAGAACUGCAAAAGAGCAUAGCAGCGGCCAAGGAGCAAGCUACUAAGCUGGAAGAGACGAUAGAGGAGUUGCAGCAGACCCUGCAGUCAGCCAGCGAAAACAGCUCGGCGUUGACGAAGGGAGUUGCAGCGGUGAAGGAGAAAAUUAAGCAACAUAAGGAAACGAUCAACAACCAGAAUAAGGAACUCAAGGCAAAGUAUCAUCAUAGGGAUAAGUUGUUGAAGCAGAACGACGAGUUGGAGUUGGAUAUCAAGAAAAAGGAAAACGAUAUCCAGAAGGUUAGAAACGACAAUAAGGAUGGGUAUAACAAGAUAAGCGCACUGGAGGAGAAGUACCCUUGGAUCGGCGAGGACAAGGAAUUCUUUGGGGUUAAGAAUACGCGGUACGAUUACAAUAAGGAAGAUCCACAGGAAGCGGGAAGAAAGCUCAAUAAAUUGCAGGAUUCGAAGGAAAAGAUGGGAAGGAACAUCAAUCAGAAGGCGAUGGUUUUGCUGGAGCGAGAGGAGGAACAAUACAAGGAGGUCAUGCGUCGCAAGCAUGUCGUGGAGGAAGAUAAGAAGAAGAUUCAAAAGAUUAUCACCGAUUUGGACGAGGAGAAGAAGAAACAACUGAAAGUCGCAUGGACGGAGGUGAACGAAAAUUUUGGCAGCAUUUUCAGUACACUCCUUCCGGGAACACAAGCCCAGUUGGUACCACCGGACGGAGUCAACUUCAUGAAGGGUCUCGAAGUGAAGGUCGGCUUCAACGGUAUGUGGAAGGAAUCUCUUACGGAACUGAGCGGUGGACAGCGCUCGCUGGUGGCCUUAUCGCUGAUCUUGGCAAUGCUGAAGUACAAACCGGCCCCGUUGUACAUCCUGGACGAGGUGGAUGCCGCGCUGGAUCUUUCCCACACUCAGAACAUUGGCAACAUGCUGAAGGCACAUUUCACCAAUUCCCAGUUCGUCAUCGUGUCUCUCAAGGAUGGUAUGUUCAACAAUGCGAAUGUGCUGUUCCGAACUAAGUUUAUCGAUGGGAUGUCCGGUGUGACGCGGACCGUCAAUCUGGCUCACGCGAAGGCGAAAGCUGCGGAUAGGUGAUUGCGGUCAGGCGGAUGAUUGGGUUUGAUAAGAGGUACAAAGUAUGAGUGUUCAGUACGGUAAGUUUGAGAAAAUAGUUCCAAA
Messenger RNA from Ochlerotatus camptorhynchus, 3742 nucleotides. RefSeq names its product structural maintenance of chromosomes 2 (gene SMC2). The coding region runs from base 110 to 3658 and encodes 1182 amino acids. NCBI's taxonomy places the organism in Eukaryota, Metazoa, Arthropoda, Insecta, Diptera, Culicidae. Gene Ontology annotation, molecular function: ATP hydrolysis activity; protein binding; ATP binding. The transcript has 4 exons. Gene Ontology annotation, biological process: chromosome organization. The record is from RefSeq and is a predicted model, not a curated record. Gene Ontology annotation, cellular component: chromosome.